This is a messenger RNA of Chrysemys picta bellii (western painted turtle), 1631 nucleotides long. RefSeq names its product coiled-coil domain containing 59 (gene CCDC59). The record is from RefSeq and is a predicted model, not a curated record. Lineage: Eukaryota; Metazoa; Chordata; Testudines; Emydidae. Gene Ontology annotation, cellular component: nucleus.
GGGACCGGAGGAAGGCUGAUGGCACCGGCGGUGACGACGAGGAGCCGGGCUGCCCCGAAGAAAAACACCGCGGCGGCCCAGGGUCCCCGCCGAAAGCGGCAAUGGAGGCCGGACCCGCGGCAAAGCUUCCUGGGGAACGUUCGGGAGGGACAAGGAUUUGCAUUUUGGAGAAAGCAAAAGAUCCAUCGGGAAUACAAUAAAUUACUAAAAAAGGAAGGAAAGGCACAUCCUCAAUGGAAAGUUCAAUAUACCGAUUCUUACCCAGAGCACUUGAAGCAUCUCUAUUUAGCUGAAGAGAAAAUGCUUGAGAAACAAUCAAAAUCUAAAAGAACUGUAGUUUUGUUAGAACAAAAAUGCAGCACAAAAGUAACGUCAGAUACGACUCAGAGGAAGUUUAAAAAGAAAACUUCAAAUCAAAAAGCAAAAGAAGAAUAUGAGAAAAUAAAGGCUGAACGUGCCAAGAAGAAAGAGGAAGCCGAGAAAAGGAAACAAGAAAGAGAAGAAGCUCAAAGGCUCUACAAGCAAAAGAAAAUGGAAGCUUAUAAAAUAUUAAGUAAAAGGACCAAAAAAGGACAGCCAAAUCUAAAUUUACAAAUAGAAUUUCUCCUUCAGAAAAUACAACAAAAACCAUAGAUCAGAUUAUCUUCUCUUUUCAGUGAAUUAAAUCAAUCCACUAAAUACAUCCAUUGACUGGUACUUUUUAUUAUAGGUGAUAUUUUUUAAUGCGAAUAUACGGCAACUAUUUUUGUUUGUUGUGAUUAUUGGUCCAGGAUUGUGCUGGAGAGAGUCAUUGAUCCUGAAAACAUUUGUACUGGUCUGAAAAUAAUAUUUCUAGCUCAAGCAGAUUAUGGGAUAUUGAACUUUUUUACAAUAAAUGUUCUAAUUAGCACCUUGCUUUAUUCCCCACUUCAGUUCUAUGCUUGAUUUUUACUAGCCAGUAUCCCAAAUUGCUAGUUUGAGACUUUUUACCAUUUUGAGAGCUGGGAUUCCAUGCUGCUUUUCAGAUGGCAUAAAGCAUUUGUUUUUAGCUCUAGCAGUUCUGGUGUUAUUAGCUGCUGAAAUCAUGUCCGUUGAAUAGGGAGAAACAGGAUGGCAAACUGUGAACACAAUAUCUAAAUGAACUGCCAGGGCUAGGAUUGCAUUCCUUAUGCCAUUUGAAAGCUCAGAAUACAGAAACCCAGAAUAUAAAUUAUAUUAUAAGGCUUUUAUUAUACCCUUCCUCCUCCCUCCCCCCCCCCCAAAGGAAUAAAACUUGCCCUGGUCUAAGACCUUCUAAUCAGUUCUGGGCUAGUGCUAUAGAAUGAUAAGGUCUAAUAUGUUAUGAACCAUCAUGGAUAGAAAAGCGUACUUUAUAGAUAGAGCACUAGAUUGGGAUUUAGGACAACUGGGUUCUAUUCCUGACUGUGCUUACUGGGAAACCGUGAGUAAGUCACUUUGCCUCUGUGCUUCAAUUUCCUCUUCUGUAAGAUGGGGAUAAUGAUACUGAUCUACUUUGUCAAGCGUUAUGGGAUCUGCUGAUGGAAACGUGCUGGGUAAGAGCUAGGUAUUGUAUUAAUUAUGUUUAAUUCUGUGGCCAAUUCUAAGAUACCAAUGGAUUUUUAAAUAAAUAAAUCUGACCUCUUCAAUGGAAA